GGGGAUAUGUCCCACUUCUGCCUUUGUGCUUUUUUUCUCCCUUACUGGAAUGCAAAGGAAUAAACAUUCCAAAGCUACAGCAAGAUGUGGUGGGACAGAGUCCGGGAACUGGGCCACUGCUGUUAAACAGCAUUUCCGCUUCCACCUCUACGUAUUUGCUCCCUCCACUCACCAUCCUCUCUUGUACUUCUGCCCUUCAGAGAGCUCUCUUCAAAAAGACCCUUGGAUUCCCCCCACCACAACCCAAUCAAUUCUACUCUUGGUAGUAGGACAAACAGAUACCUUACAGUGUUCUCACUGUGCCUAGAUGUCCUGCUGGCAUGAGGGGCAUCGGAGGAGGUUGGGUUAUUUCUAAGAAAAUAAAAUUCUUGCUCAUUUAGCCAGAAAAUCCUGGAAGGUGCACACUUCACCGGUGAUGCCUAUCAGGUGUCACAGGUAUAGGUUUACAAUCCAUAUUCAGCUUGAAUUGGUAAAAAGGAAAGACUAAUAGUUGUUCCCAUUUGGUGGCCUUUCAGUAGCCUCUGCUAAAUGGGCUGUCAGUCCAGUUCCUGGUAGACAGGUUGCAAAAACCAUGUCCACAGUUAGCCUGAAUUGGCAAACACUCUGGCAUCCAGAGCAAGAUCUAAAAGGGGAUCAAAAUAUCCCUGGCUUUAAAAGGUGAGCACAACAGCUGUCCAGACUCCUGCUGUAAUUGUUAGGUAGAUACAGCUUAAAAGAAAAUCUAGGGGUUUGCCAAUUUCUUUUGGUGCCCCUUCUUCCAUUCCUGAUCUUUUUUCCUUCCCCCAAAAAAGGAGGCCCUUUGGUGAGCUACUUACGACUCUUUAUCUGUUAAUAGGAUCAUGGCAAAAGCGGGAGGAAAAGGAGUGAACCUGAAAGACAAACUUGAUGGCAAUGAACUGGACUUGAGCCUGAGUGACCUGAAUGAGGUGCCAGUCAAAGAGCUGGCUGCCCUUCCAAAGGCUACCAUAUUGGAUUUGUCCUGUAACAAUCUCACUUCCUUACCGUCGGACUUCUGCAGUUUGACCCACCUGGUGAAACUGGAUCUGAGUAAAAACCAGCUUCAGCAGCUCCCCUCAGACUUUGGCCGCCUGGUUAACUUGCAGCACCUGGACCUUCUGAACAACCGAUUAGUCAUGCUACCAGUCAGUUUUGCACAGCUCAAGAAUCUGAAGUGGUUGGAUCUGAAGGACAACCCCUUGGAUCCUAUCCUGGCCAAAGUGGCAGGAGACUGCCUGGAUGAGAAGCAGUGUAAACAGGCUGCUAUCAGGGUGCUGCAGCAUAUGAAAGCUAUCCAGUCUGAGCAAGAUCGAGAGAGGCAACGAAGGCUACAAGCAGAGCGAGAGAUGGAGAAGCAGCGUGAAGCAGAGCAGCGAAAAAAGGAGGCUCAGGAGAGGGAACUACGGAGGCGAGAGAAAGCAGAAGAGAAAGAACGCAGGAGACGGGAGUAUGAUGCCCUAAAAGCGGCAAGGCAGGAGAUGGAAACACAAACACAAAAAGAAAGCAGUGAGAUCCCAAAGCUUGCAUCAGUUUCUCGUCCAUCUCACCUGCCCCAGCACAGGCGCUCCUGGUUCCAGGCAUUGUUGAAGUUGCUGCUCUUGAUAUUUCUGUGUGCCCUUAGCACUGUGGCUGUUUGCCGAGUGACGGAGCUGCAGCGCCACUCUCUGUGCAUCAGUGUGAACGCUCUCUAUGAGGAUGUGGUAAUGGCUCUGCAAAGCCACAAAAUAGUGCAAAAUGUAUUACAUCAGAACUCGCAGCAAUGAUGCUGCUACUUGGACAUGUGCAUUGUCAGCAUCUCUUGCCACCAUCAACACAGCCAGAAUUCCUAUGGAAUUGCGUUCUGGUGAAACUGCCUUUGAUCAGUCAGCACUGGAGUUGUUGGUCCAUUCAGAACAGAGCUGAGCGACUGCUUAGAUUAUUUUUGUUGUGCUUGUGUCUGAGCUGGUCUGCAACUCCUGUUUGCUCACAUUAAAUUAGAACAUGUUAAGACUUUCCCUUUCUAAAGGAGCAAAAGGUUGCCAGUUGGAGAAGCGAAGAAAGCUAUAACUAAUUCGGGUAACUAUGGCCCUAUAAGGAGGUGGAGUAUUUAGACUGAGUAUCAUCUUCUUGCUGACUCUAAGCAAACCUUUACUAAAAUCAGUGGUGGUGAGGCAAAAUACGUAAGCCCACUAAGAUGUAUGGAGAAUGGCUGUGUAUUGAUAUAUCAAAGCGCAGGAGUGAUGAAAUGCUAUUGAAACAAGAAUUGUCAGCUUUGUCAAUAUAACAGUUUUCGCAGCA
Pelodiscus sinensis (Chinese soft-shelled turtle) is the source of this 2274-nucleotide messenger RNA. NCBI's taxonomy places the organism in Eukaryota, Metazoa, Chordata, Testudines, Trionychidae. The record is from RefSeq and is a predicted model, not a curated record.